Messenger RNA from Bombina bombina (fire-bellied toad), 1619 nucleotides. It is a transcript of the gene BMP2, whose product is annotated as bone morphogenetic protein 2. Gene Ontology annotation, molecular function: cytokine activity; growth factor activity; BMP receptor binding. Gene Ontology annotation, cellular component: extracellular region. The transcript is spliced from 3 exons. The record is from RefSeq and is a predicted model, not a curated record. The coding region runs from base 417 to 1619 and encodes 400 amino acids. Gene Ontology annotation, biological process: BMP signaling pathway; SMAD protein signal transduction; negative regulation of transcription by RNA polymerase II. Lineage: Eukaryota; Metazoa; Chordata; Amphibia; Anura; Bombinatoridae.
GGGACACGAGUAAAGGGGACAUGCCCACAUGCAGAUGAUUGCUGUGUAUGGAAUAGAAUUCUGCAUAAUUCCAAGGCACCUUUUCAAAGCUCCUGGAUAUUUGGAGAUUUAUUGAAAUGCACAAUCUGUUACUGUGUAAAAAUUUGGAAUCAAUAUUCUAAAGCACUUUUAAAUUCUAAAAGCAAAACAUUGUUUUUGUUUCCCAAGAGGAGAAAAGGAUUUUCUGUGAUUGCUCUUAUAUCAAUCAGCUGCUUAAAGCAUGUUUAAAAAAAGGCGGACUGCAAUCAGGGUGAAAGCAAAGUUCUGCUUAGGAGUCCUAGAAAGGAAUCGUUUGGGGUAACACCAAGUGAUGUGGAAAACACACACCGAGAGCAAAAAACCCUCAUCCAGACGCAAACUCGGCAUACAGGUUGACAAUGGUAGUAGCCUGGAUCCGCUGCUUGCUCCUCUUGCUGCUGCUGUACCAGGUCCUAUUGAGUGGCUGCGCCGGGCUGAUCCCGGAGGUGGGGCGGAGGAAGUUCUCAGAGUCCGGCCGGGCGUCUCCGCAGCAAGCCCACGGUAUACUCAACGAGUUCGAGCUUCGCUUGCUCAAUAUGUUUGGCUUAAAGAGGCGACCGACUCCCGGCAAAAACGCGGUGAUCCCCCAAUACAUGGUGGAACUGUACCGCCUACACUCCAGCCAGCUGGAUGAGGACCAGGAUCAGCCCCUCAUGGACUACCGGAGUGAGCGCUCAGCCAGCCGGGCUAACACGGUCAGGAGCUUCCAUCAUGAAGAAACAAUGCAAGAACUUCCAGAUUCUGAUAAGAAAACAAUACAACGUUUUUACUUUAAUUUGACUUCUAUUCCCAGUGAGGAGCUUAUUACUUCAGCUGAACUUCGGAUAUUUCGAGAGCAGAUCCAAGAGUCCUUUGAAAGUGACAAUAGCAAACUUCAUCGUAUUAAUAUUUAUGACAUUGUCAAACCAGAAUCUAUUCUUUCUAGAAAUCCUGCUGCAAGACUCUUGGACACCAGACUAAUUCACCAUAAUGAAACAAGAUGGGAAAGUUUUGAUGUUACACCAGCUAUUAUUAGGUGGAUUGCACAUAAACAGCCUAAUCAUGGAUUAAUAGUAGAAGUGACUCACUUAGACCAUGACAACAGUGUCCCUAAAAGGCAUGUGAGGAUUAGCAGGUCUCUAACACCUGAUAAAGACAACUGGUCACAGAUAAGGCCAUUAUUAGUAACAUAUGGCCAUGAUGGAAAAGGACAUCCACUUCAUAAAAGAACAAAAAGACAAGCAAGGCACAGACAGAGGAAACGUCUCAAAUCCAGUUGCAGGAGACAUCCGUUAUAUGUAGACUUCAAUGAUGUUGGGUGGAAUAAUUGGAUUGUAGCUCCACCUGGAUAUCAUGCCUUUUACUGCCAAGGAGAGUGUCCUUUUCCAUUGGCAGAUCAUUUAAACUCUACAAAUCAUGCCAUUGUGCAAACUUUGGUCAAUUCCGUUAAUUCCAACAUCCCUAAAGCUUGCUGUGUUCCAACAGAAUUAAGUGCAAUCUCUAUGCUCUACCUUGAUGAGAAUGAAAAAGUUGUACUAAAAAAUUACCAGGACAUGGCUGUGGAGGGGUGCGGGUGCCGUUAG